CCUCUUUCAGCGUCAGUACGGUAACCUACAGCCGCAGUCAGUCGCUUGUGUUUGUCUCCUUCGCACCGCCGCACGACUCUGAUUUCACCUCAUUACCUGAAAAGCAAAGUUAUUCUCCUCCAACUGAAGCUCCUCUCUGUAAAGGGGAUCAUCAGGAAUAAACAUCCAAACCGGGCUGCUGGGCCUCAUUCCUGCUGCGGAUAACUAGCAGAUUUUACUCGGAAUUACCUGCAGAGCUGAAUCUACGGAAGUCUGGGUUCAUGCCGGAUUUCGAGCACUUCAGAUUUUCCUAUUCGAGCAUGAAUCCGGUCCUGGGGGAGAGCGGCCUCCUGGCUCCGCAGCAGCAUCACCACCAGAUGACGGGCCAAGCCGACUCCGCCAUCCCGGAGCCGGGAUACUUCCUGGGGGAGCACGGCGGCUUCGGGCCGGAUGGUUUGUUCGGGUUGGAUCUGGGCGCGCUGCCGUCGUCCGGCCUCGCCUACCUGCACCUGAGCAGCCCCCUGCACCGGGUCCCACCGGCCGCCACGGCGCUGCGCAACGACCUGGGAUCCAACAUCAACGUGCUGAAGACCCUGAACCUGCGCUUCCGCUGCUUCCUGGCCAAAGUGCACGAACUGGAGCGCAGGAACAAGGUGCUGGAGAAGCAGCUGCAGCAGGCCCUGGAGGACAACAGCGGAGGAGAUCCACACCAGAAGCCGGUGACCAAAGACAUGGGGGUCCAGACCGGAUUCAUCGGUCCGAUCUCGCCCAGACCGGGCUACAUGCCGCUCCAUAACGCCAACAACCCGGCCUACCUGACCGGCGGCCUCCUCUCUCCCAUCCUCAACCCUCCUCCUCUGUUCCACAACAAAUACCUGCUGGGGAACAACCUGAACACGGAUUCCAACUCCAACCUCACCACCAGCCCGGUUCUGAGUCCCAGCGACCCGACCAGAACCAUCAGCAACAUCAACGAGAAGCUCUCCGCUCACACCGGAACCGGCACCAGCAAUGGGCCUCCUCCUCCGCGCUUCCUCCCCGGAACCAUCUGGUCCUUCAACCACACCCGGAGGUUCGGCACCGGCAGGGAGUCGUGCGUCACGGGACCCGGAGUGUCCUGGACGCACCCGGACGGCGUCGGAGUCCAGAUCGACACCAUCACACCGGAGAUCAGGGCGCUGUACAACGUGCUGGCCAAGGUGAAGAGAGAGAGGGACGAGUACAAGAGGAGAUGGGAAGAAGAAUAUAUAGCCAGGAUGGACCUGCAGGAGAAGGUGGCUGAACUCGAAGAGGACCUGCAGGAGAGUGAGGUGUGUCAGGAUGAACUGGCUCUCAGGGUGAAGCAGCUGAAGGCAGAACUUGUCCUAUUUAAAGGACUCGUCAGCAACAACCGCUCAGAGUUGGACAGUAAGAUCCAGGAGAAGGCCAUGAAGGUGGACAUGGACAUCUGCCGCCGCAUCGACAUCACUGCCCGUCUCUGUGACGUGGCCCAGCAGAGGAACUGUGAGGAUAUGAUCAGCAUCUUCCAGCAGGUUCCCACGCCACCCUCCACUCUGAGCCGCCGCACCAGGAAGCGAAGCGGCCAAUCGCCAAAGCCUGGGGAUGGAGAUGAACUGAGCAUGUCUGAGAGCGAGGGAGGUGGAGCUAAAGACGAGGAGUCCUGCAGCUCAUCGGCCAAUCAGAUCAAUGAGCAGAUGCAGAGGGUGCUGAAUCAGCUGAGAGAGUGUGAGUUUGAGGAUGACUGUGACAGUCUGGCCUGGGAGGAAACUGAAGAAACUCUGCUGCUGUGGGAAGAUUUUCCUGGAUGCACACUGGGAGUGGAGACACAAGGAGAGCUGCAGGAGGAGUCCAUUGAGGAUGUGAUUAAAGACACAGAGUCACUGUUCAAGUCCAGAGAGAGGGAAUACCAGGACACUAUUGACCAGAUAGAGCUGGAACUGGCCACAGCAAAGAGUGACAUGAACCGGCACCUGCAUGAGUACAUGGAGAUGUGUUCCAUGAAGAGAGGCCUGGAUGUCCAGAUGGAGACCUGCAGGAGGCUCAUCACUCAGAGUGGGGACAGGAACUCCACAUCGGCCAUUGCACUGGUGGUGGAUGAUUCAGGCAGUGAUGAGAAGAACCCAGCCUUACUUGUCAAACAAGAAAACAACACUGCCUGCUGUGAUGUCAAUGCCACCAUCCCUCCUCUCAGCUGGAGGAAACCCUAACGUACUUCAGCUGCUGGUUCCUUCUCCACUGCUACACACCCUGAAAUAGAAAACAAACACAUGACUACAAUUCUUUCUCUGCUGUAUAAAUAGUUUUUAAAAACAACAGCUGGACACAUGUCUUCUAGCUCUUUAAGAUGAUUCACCACAAAACAGAAUAACAUAAGUGUCUGACUUAAGCUACAGAAAACUUUGUACAGUAGCUUUUAAACCCAGAAUUUGCUUACAAAGAUAUAUUAAUCAUAAAGCAAUUUCUGAUGCCAUUGUUAGAGGAUGUGAGCUGGAUUAGAAAAGAAAAUAAUGUGUAAGCGCUGCACUUCAAAACAACUUUCUUGCAUUGAAACAAAUAAGAUGCAUUUAAUUUUGCACAUAGAGGAAUCCAUUAUUUGCACAACUGCUGUAAUAAGUUUCCAAUCCUAAAAUGACCCACGUCUUAUUUGGAGGACUAUUUUCGGUGACUUAGAAGUUCAACUACUAAAGCCCAACUUGCCUUAAACUGACUCCAACAUUUAAGAAAUUUCAUGUCUUCAGUGAUGGCAUGAAAAGUGUAUUUUUGUCUAAUAUGUCAGGUUUAAAAGGUUAAAUCUUCCUGGUUUCGUUCUAAUGGAACAACACAUGAAUGAACAUGAUUACACAUCUAAAUUAACUUGUAUUUUCAGAUCUUGGAUUUCUUUGUCUGCAUCCACAAAUGGCUACUUUUUAGACCUAAAAUAUUUAAUUUGACUGUGUUUAGGUUAAAAAUAAAAUAUAAUCAAUGAUUAGUCAUUUUUUCACCAUUAUAUACACAUUAAAGGAAAACUAUCCAAAUUUGCAAAGAUUUUUCAGAAUAAACUGAAAUUAAGUCACAGCAAUUUCUCUUGGAAAACACUGGUUUUAAUUUUAAAGAAAUAGAAAAAAUGUACUUAUUCAAAAGCACUUGAGUAAUUUAGGGAUUAAGGUUAAGCAAAUACAAUAUUAGAUAUAAUUCAGUUAACACCAACUGGACUGUAAACUUUUAAAGCUGUAUGAAGGACAGAUAAACCACAGAAACAAAGUUUUGGUUUUUUGGUUUGCUAAACAGAGCAUGGGGAGAACUAAAACUUUGAUUAUAACUCUGAUAUAGACCUUUAAUUUACACUUGAUACAUUUUUGAUGUCUGCUAAUCAACAGAUGAUCUAUCAAUGACUCACAAAAUCCUCAACAACCCAUCUCAUUCACUUCUUCUGUGACGUGAUUUGUUCUAAACAACUUGUCUGUCCCUGAAAGCAUUUUUAUUUUACCAAAGUAAUAACAUAUUUAAAGAAAUCUUUGUCCUGUAAAAUGUAUAGUUUUUAAAGGCUAAAAAUAUUGUAUCAAAUGUACAUAAUACUGCUGUGUAUAAUGCUUGACUGUUAAUGCUGUAAUGUCCCAUCUAAAGGUGUAAAUUUAACUGAGAAUAAUGCAAUUUCACAUUUCAUUUACAGUGUUUUUUAGGUUUUAGCAAUGCUGUUGCUAAUAGUUGAAUUCAACCUAUCAGUAGUGUCAUGCAGCAUCAGGAUACUUUUAGAAUAGUUCUGUUUUUGUAGUUAUUUCACAGCAAACAUGACCCCAGAAAUGGUUAAAAUUGAAGGCUUUAAAGCCUCUAUCAGGAUUUACAUCUAUUUUAUGCAAGUUUUCCUGUCUUUGCUGAUGCUGCACUGAAAGUUUCACAGUUUAAGGUUCACUUUGUCUAAAAUCACAUCUUAGAUUACAUGAAUGUCUGCUUGUUCAAUAACCUGCCAGAAAACAGACCUGUUCAAGGAACACUUUUCACUUUACUCCUGUACUUUUCUUCCCUGACCACAUGUGUUUUGACACAUUCUGCUCAGUAAAGAGAUAGACUAGAAUUUAACAUGUCAUAUUGUUCCUUUAACGUCAGGGGGAAAAAGUAACUACAACUGUGCAAUAGACUUAAGCAAUGAAGGCAAACAUCACUCGCUUCGUGAAUCACUGCAGAUGCUGCUUUAAAUGAAAUGCUGACAUCUAUAUAGUCCAAAUGUCCAUAGAACCUGUGAAGACAGAAGCAAAAAAAGACCUCAUGAAACAGAAAUUACAACUCAGGAAUGAUGAUGUGGCUCAGAUAAAAGGAAAACAAGAUAGAAAAUCCAAAUACAUCAACUGCGGAUUCAAUCCCAAACAGGAAAAACUCUAGAAUAUGUGAGUGAAAUGACAGAAAACUGAAGCUACUGUGAUGUCAGUGGCGGUUCAGAUGCAGGAAUUCUGAGUGUUUUGUUUUAUGAGUUCUUUAGCUUUUGGUGUGCUGAGUUGUAUGUCUGAGGACUUUACUGAAGAAAAAUUAAAAGAUGCACAGAAUAAAUAACGUUGGAAGACUGUU
Molecule: messenger RNA, 4518 nt
Organism: Amphiprion ocellaris (clown anemonefish)
Lineage: Eukaryota; Metazoa; Chordata; Actinopteri; Pomacentridae
Gene: iffo1a
Product: intermediate filament family orphan 1a
Exons: 10
Coding region: 261-2186 (641 amino acids)
Source: RefSeq, a predicted model, not a curated record